Messenger RNA from Coffea eugenioides, 1508 nucleotides. RefSeq names its product succinate--CoA ligase [ADP-forming] subunit alpha-2, mitochondrial-like. Gene Ontology annotation, biological process: tricarboxylic acid cycle. NCBI's taxonomy places the organism in Eukaryota, Viridiplantae, Streptophyta, Magnoliopsida, Gentianales, Rubiaceae. Gene Ontology annotation, cellular component: succinate-CoA ligase complex (ADP-forming); mitochondrion. Gene Ontology annotation, molecular function: succinate-CoA ligase (GDP-forming) activity; succinate-CoA ligase (ADP-forming) activity. Bases 157 to 1158 code for a protein of 333 amino acids. The transcript has 7 exons. The record is from RefSeq and is a predicted model, not a curated record.
ACCAUUGGCACUGACCAGGAGCGAUACAAUUUUUUUUUCCGGGUGGGAAAACAUAACUCUACAAGUUGGUGCAGUAGAAGAAAAUUCCGCUGGAAAAAAAAAGGCACCCACACACAAAAACGCACCCAACUGUGUGUUUGAGAAUUGAACAGAGAGAUGGCUCGUCAAACAACGAAAUCACUGAUCGGAAACUUGGCAGCGAAGCUGCUGCAAAACCCUAAUGGGAAAUCCCAGCAAUUGCGCCACUUCGGAUCGCCGCCGCCACCGGCGGCCGUCUUUGUUGACAAGAACACUCGCGUCAUCUGCCAGGGAAUCACCGGCAAAAACGGGACCUUCCACACCGAACAAGCCAUUGAGUACGGCACCAAAAUGGUUGGUGGGGUUACUCCAAAGAAGGGUGGAACAGAACACUUGGGACUUCCAGUUUUUAACUCUGUUGCAGAAGCUAAGGCUGAAACAAAGGCUAAUGCGUCGGUCAUUUACGUACCUCCACCUUUUGCUGCUGCAGCUAUUAUGGAGGCAAUGGAGGCUGAAUUAGAUUUGGUUGUGUGCAUCACAGAAGGAAUUCCUCAGCAUGAUAUGGUAAAGGUGAAGGCUGCUCUUAAGAAGCAGUCAAAAACACGGCUGAUUGGACCAAAUUGUCCUGGUAUUAUUAAGCCGGGAGAAUGCAAAAUAGGUAUUAUGCCAGGAUACAUCCACAAACCAGGGCGUGUUGGAAUCGUUUCUAGAUCCGGUACACUAACUUAUGAAGCGGUCUUCCAAACAACCGCUGUUGGUCUUGGGCAGUCUACUUGUGUUGGUAUUGGUGGAGAUCCUUUUAAUGGCACCAAUUUUGUCGAUUGCUUAGAGAAGUUUGUUGCUGAUCCACAGACUGAAGGUAUUGUUCUCAUAGGAGAAAUUGGUGGUACAGCAGAAGAGGAUGCUGCAGCGUUCAUAAAGGAAAGUGGGACUCAGAAGCCUGUUGUUGCUUUUAUUGCUGGACUCACUGCUCCACCUGGUCGACGAAUGGGUCAUGCUGGAGCUAUUGUAUCUGGUGGGAAGGGUACAGCGCAGGACAAAAUCAAGAUCCUCAAGGAAGCUGGAGUUACUGUUGUAGAGUCUCCAGCCAAAAUUGGAGCCGCGAUAUUUGAUGUCUUCAAGCAAAGGGGUCUUGUGUAAGGGUUAUUAUGGUACUUUUCCGGUGGGAAUACUUACUAAGAUUGUCCAGUCGUCCUGAAAUGCUUCCUAGCGCUGAUGGUAACAAAGAUGAUCAUUUUUGCAACUUCAUUGAGUUUCCAUGACAUGUAGGAGAGCUCCAGAAAUAUCUCCAUUCAUCUGAGUGAUUUAUUGUUCAUCUUGUGCGUAGUUGAAGUUUUGAGAUUUCAAUUGUUCAAGUCUAAAAAUUUUCCUAGCCUUUGCUAUUUUAUCUUACAAUAAUGUCACACAACAACGAAACCGCUUGGUACAUAUCAGCCACCAAUUGUGGAUUAUAUGCAACGUAUUGAUCAUGCAGUUGAAUUAUUCUUUUC